Molecule: messenger RNA, 3094 nt
Organism: Vanessa tameamea
Lineage: Eukaryota; Metazoa; Arthropoda; Insecta; Lepidoptera; Nymphalidae
Product: mucin-1
Exons: 14
Coding region: 306-2069 (587 amino acids)
Source: RefSeq, a predicted model, not a curated record
UUCAAUCGACGAUUGACGCGUUCGUCUCGUUUGAUUCUUCGUUUCCCGCGUUCCGUUCAACUUGUCCGCGCGCAAUAAACGUCAUUCCGCGCGGGAACGAAUUUGAACUGCACGCGCACUUUACGAUCGAAUAUUAAAUGAAAUAAUUUCGAUAUAAAUUCAAUAUUUGUCCUCUGUUAAGUGGUAUUAUAAUGUUGUAACAAGAAUUUAAGUGUUAUUUAAGAUAAAUAAUUGUGUUUAGUGUUGUGUUUUGAUAAUUAAAUUCGACUUGUCUACUGAAAAUUAUUAAACGUAACACAUAAAUCAUGGCCACGAAGUCGUACAGCAAACACAAGGAGUACAAAGAGUAUUCCAGCAGCAGAGGCAAUGUGCCCUACACAGACGAACAAUUCGAUAUGAUAAAAUCCGAACUAAUACCGAAAGGCAGUAAGCUGGACUCGCUAGGUCGAGGUGUUGGUACCAGAGAAUACCAUUACGAAUACAAAGAGGAGAAACUACCCUCUGGGAAAUAUGACAGGAAAGAUUUGCACACUGUCGAGGAAUACGCAAUCCCUCCCAAGACCGUACCUAAAGCUUCUGAGUCUAGCUCGUACUACUACGAAAGAGAGGAGAGGGAGCUGCCCUCUAUUAUGACUGGGACCAGGACAUACAACUAUGAGACAACAGGCACAAGUCCAACACCAGGGUAUUCGAAAGUAAAAAGUGGAAAGGUGACGAAGGAAAUGACUCAGAACGUAGAAGAGUUAGACUCGCUGCUCGACGACCUACAAAAGGACCAGGAACGUCAGCUUUACAAGAGUGGAUACACUUCUGAUACAGCUGAAAGUACAUCGUUUGACUAUAGGAAAGGCACACCGGCAAAGGCUCCGUCCAGCGGCUACUCGACCCUCAAGCACGAGGAGCGAGUGGAGUCGUCAUCGUGGGGGGUCUCCCCCCUGGCCGCGCCCGCCCCCUCAGUCGCGCGCUCGGUGGAGCGAGUGGAGUCGUCGUCGUGGGGGGUCGCCCCCGCGCCCGCGCCCGCCCCCGCGCCCGCCGUCACGCGCUCCGUCGACGUGAGACAGCAGCUCUACAGGGAGGAGAAGACAGAGUCCCGCGCGCUGCCCACCCAGCUGCCGGUGGCGCAGGUGGCGGGCGCGGUGUGUUCGCACUGCCACCACUCGUCCUCCACCGCUACCCUCCCUCGCUCGGGGACUCCCAUGAACAAGGUGACCACGACGGUAAAGACGUACACAUACGAGGUGCCGGCUGACCAGGACCCCACCACCGUACCGAUACCCACCGAGCACCACUACACCGAGCACCACCACCUUGACAGCUCCACGACGAGCAGCCCCGCCCCGCCCCCGCCCGCCGGCGGCUGCCAGCACUGCUCGCAUUGCAACACCAGGCUCAUCUCGCAAUACCGCUCGCACCACACCACUGACGACCACUCCACCGAGCGGGUGUUGCUGGCCCCCCCCACGCACGAGCCGCACAAUGGACACGGCCCUUAUGGUCCAUCAACAUACAAGUACAGCGAGACAACUUACUCGUCGCACGAGGCGCCAAGACUUUCCUCCCCCUCUCCAACCCUAUCUCCCUCCCCCGCGCCCUUCCCUCGCGCCGUCACUCCCUCUGGGGGCACACAGCAGCCCCCCAAGAGACUCGACGACUUGCUUGCUGAGUUCCCUGAAGCGAGAUUCCCGACACAACCAGACGGCGUGGUACGUCGUAAGGUGGAGGUGACUCAGGGUUCGCACAGCGCUCUCAGAGACGGUACCAGCACCACCCCUACCGUCAAUGCCAACAACACCAUCAACAAGGGUACUCCCCCACUGGUGGGCAGCAAGAACGUAGCCGGGCCUGCCGUGUACUACCCGCCCGGUCACACGCCCUUCGCCAAGAAGGACGAACCCGCUGGAGGAUACCAGUCUAGCGCGAUGAUGCAAGGCGGCGGCGCGUACGCCUCGGGGCGCGGCAUGUACGAGUACGAGUCCGGCGCGCGCAGCAAGGAGAAGCACUCCGAGAAGAAGACCGCCGUGCCCAUCUGCCUGCCGCUGUGCUGCGCCAUGCCCUGCGUCAUCAUGUGAUCCGGGGAGCUGCUGCCACGGAAAAUAUGUUGACAAAACGACCACAAACAUAGGACUCGACUUUUUGCUUCUACUUAUUGAUGUCAAAUCACUAUUUGCUACACUAUUUCAAGAUCGAUUCCUAACAAAAUUAACUCAUAUUUACCGAAACAAUCAUUUUUGAGAACUUUUAUAAAAAUAUAUCUUAAUAAGUAGCUACUAAUGGUCGUAUGUACAAAAUUGUGUCAAUUGAAUUCUUAAAAUUCGUAUAAUUUAUUACUUUAAUAUCUUUGAAAACGGUACGACUGUAGAGCACAAAAUUGCUUUGAUACACAAAUUAUUCAACUGAAUAAAACUUUGGAUUCUUAACAAUUUGUAAAAAUUUAAUUGAAGUAAAAUACUUAUGGUAAUUAAGAAAGUUUUUUUAAAAUACAUAUUAUCGAGAAAUGCAGAGAUUGUGCACUUAUUUUCAAUAUACAAAGAUAUGUUAACAGAUACAUAUAAUAUUGCUCAAAAUACACAAAAAGAUUUUUUUAUAUGACAAUAAAGUUAAACAGAUUCAUAGUACAAUAAUUAUGUAAAAUAUUUAAUGUAAUACUUUCAAUUACCCAAGUUACAUAUUUAAUUUUUGUAAAUAUGUAAUUUAGUAAAAAUAAAACAUAUGGUGGGAUUUAUAUUUCAAUAUAAUUUUUCUCUUACGUAAUAUUAUGUAUUUAUUGAAGUAAUAUUUUUACUUAAACGAAAAAUUAUAAAUUAAAUCAAAACUCGAUAAAAUUAAUAAAUAAAAUAAUUUUGUAAAAAAUAAAAAUUAUAAUUCGACAAAACUAAUAGACGAUAUAUAUUUUACUAUUGUUAUAUCUGUUUAUACUUUUAUAGUUUAAGUGAAUUCGUCUUAAGCAUAAGUUAUCGUAAAGUAAGAACUGAACGAUGCAAUCAACUAACAGUAAUAAUUGUGCCAUUAAUGAUAUUGUAAUGUAAGUGCCUCGUGUCGUCUUACGUGUAUAAAUGAUAUAUUUUUUUGAAUAAUAAAUUUAUUAACUGAUUAA